Saxophila tyrrhenica is the source of this 2304-nucleotide messenger RNA. RefSeq lists its product as uncharacterized. The coding region runs from base 1 to 2304 and encodes 767 amino acids. The transcript has a single exon. The record is from RefSeq and is a predicted model, not a curated record. NCBI's taxonomy places the organism in Eukaryota, Fungi, Ascomycota, Dothideomycetes, Mycosphaerellales, Extremaceae.
AUGGCGGUUGUGGUUGAAGAAGAGCGGGAGGCAGCGGGCAAUGGCGAGGGGAAUGCACCGAGUAGCCCGCCCGAUCUGAGCUAUUCGAAGUCAUCGAAGAGUUCCUCGAGAUCCGGCGACUCAGACACGGACGAGAAUGUCUCAAUGGAAAAGCUGGAGCAGUUGGACGAGGGCAGCGUCGAUGAGCGAGACGAGGUCGAACAUCGAGAUGACAGCAACUUAAGAGCAGAGAACCGCCCCACGCUUCGUCGACCGCCACAGCGAUCUUCGUUUUCACCUCCAUUGACCAUGAAAGAGCAGAAGUAUCCGAGUCUGAAGGGUGCGGUGAGUGGGGUGCUAAGAGAUCAGUCCUUGAGUCUUCCACAACGUCGAGGGUUGCGCAGAGGGGUUACAAGUCCCGCCUCGCCUUCAUUCACGAUGGGGGGAGCACAGAAGACAUCGUCGAGAUCACCUUCACCGAAGAAUCUCUCGAGGCAGAGCAGCAUGACCAUCUCGCCACAGACGUACACUGGCGCCAACGGCAGACUAUCGACCGAGUUGCGAUCGCCAAAUACGAUUGGCAAUAUGGAGCGACGGAAGUCCUGGCAGCCAGGACGAAAGAGCGUGAAGCAGCUGGAAGCCGAGUGUGACAACCUGGAUGAGGAGGUUCCAGACGAAGCUGUUCUUGAGAACGUCCCGAUAUCACCAAUGCCAGGACAGACACGGCUUUCACCACGAACUAGUAGAUCAACGACACCAAGUCCGCAUCGAAGGCCACCGCCACAGCAGCACUCGACACUACACUCUGUACCAUCGCACACCAAUCUCCAUUCCGCGAAAGUUCCUAAGAACGCCAAACGACCUUCAGCGCCGACGAUCAUGCCCAACGGCCAAUAUGGCUCUCCUCGAUCACCACGACAUGUCCGACCACCUAUGCUACAACACAGUAAUACAAUGCCAUCGCAUUUCAUGGAUCCGUUGAUGAGGAGGCAUCGUUCGAAGUCGUGGACGGAGGACUUGAACGAAGAGGCGAAGGCGCUCUCUGCAGCACUGGAAGAGUACGCAGACCGCAAGUCGGUAGAAAGACACGGCUCGGGUGCGAACAGCGUCUCGAGCAGUCCGCCACGAGCAGACAGCAUGCCGAAGAUUCAACGGGCGAAGACUACGAUCAUGGACAUGCCUCCUCUGUCGUAUGGAAGUGUCAUGAUCGAUCCUCUGCCUUCAAGCAAGGAGAAGGAAGCUGUAUUGUCGAAGACAAGGCCUUCGUGGCUGCCUCCGAAGGACCAGAAGGAGGACAAGAAGCAUAUCAAGGAGUGGGAGGCGAUGAUGGCUCGCGCUGCGGAGAAUGAGAGGAAACGUCAGCUCAAGGAGCGAGAAGCUCAGGAAGACAGCGAUGAGAUGAAAGACAAUCUUGCUCGGAUUUGGGAGCAGCACGUCUUGCAGAAUUGGGACAUUGUUAUCGCUGAGCCGCGCACGCGAGAGCUCUGGUGGCGGGGCGUGACUCCUAAAUCUCGUGGUGUCGUAUGGCAGAAGGCGAUCGGCAAUGAACUUCAGCUGAACGUCUCGUCAUUCGAAGCCGCGCUCAACCGCGCCAACGCUCUGGAAGAGAAGACUGCUCAAAUGAGCCCAGACGACCGCGCCGGAAGCGACGGAGCCGCCUGGUUCGCUGCCAUCGCUCGCGAUGUGCCCGUCACUUGCCCCGAGCUGCGGGAAGCAGAAGAGCGCACCCAGUUUGAAUCCGCGCUCCGUGACGUGCUGAAAGCGUACGCCAUCUACCGCCGCGACGUCGGGUACGUGUACGGCACGCACCUCAUCGCCGGGCUACUGUGUCUCCACCUCCGACCCGUGGACGCCUUUAUCUCGCUCGCCAACAUGCUCAAUCGACCACUUCCGCUCGCCUUUCUGGCCCACGACGUCACAGCCAUGGGCCGAGCGUACGAACUCGUAAUGAGCACACUCAAGUACAAACUCCCGCGCCUCCACGACCACCUUGUCUCGGACUCCAUCCUCGCUGGCCGAAUCGGCGAGAUUCUGGACCCCAUGUUCCGCUGCCUAUUCGCCUACCAUCUGCCCGUCGGGCACGUAAGCAGACUCUGGGACGUCUUCGCCUUCGAAGGCGACAAAGUGCUCAUCCGCGCCGCGGUCGCCGUGCUCGUGAAGCUGGAACCGCGCCUCUACGGUUCUCGGGAGGAGAUUCUGAACAUUGUCGGCUGGCAGAACGAGAAAGGUCUAGAUCUCGGGAGUGAAGAGGAGUUCAUGAAUGCCGUGCGCGACGCGGGUAAAGUCGACGGGAGGAAGGAGGAGGUGAAGCCGGUGUAUGUUUGA